AUGCUCGACGACAUCAAAUGGAUCCGAAUCGUCGACCGCGUCGAGUUCAACCAAAAAGAUCAAAUUCGGAAAAGAUGUCGAGGAACUUAUGGAGGCACUGUCGAUUCUGAAUUCCCCGGAAGAGCGAAUAGCCGCGCUCUGCAAAAAUACUCCGACUUGGUCGACGAACACAAUCUUCUCAAACAAUCUCUUCAGUCCGCCACCGCCAAAUACAAAAAGCUUCAACGAGACAAUUACGCGCUGGUCCAGACUUCGACCGAUUUCAUGAAGAAAAAAGAAAAGGACACAGCGACAAUCAACGCAUUACAGAACCUCUCACGCGAGCUGCAGGAUCAAAAUCGCAAAAUCAAAGCAGAAGUCAUCAAAAAGACAAAAGAAGACGACGCCCAGAGAAAGCAUCUAAUCGAGAAGUUUCAGAACUCGCUAGAAUCAAUUUCAAAACAAUUAGACGAAAACGCAAAUGUGAACGAAACUCUUCGGCAGCGCAACUCAGAUUUAUCCGAUUCUUUGGAGCAAGUAAUCGCGAAAUCGGAGGAGCGAGAAAGCGCUCUGAUGAAAACUAUCGACGCCCUCAAGCAGCAAGAUGUGCUUCUCAGACAAAAGAUUAAAACGCUUAUGGAUGCUCGAGAAAUGGAACAUGAGAAGGUCAAAGAGUAUCUAUCGGAAAAGACAGAAACGAUGGAUAAAGUGAACCAAGAGCGCAUAAAUCUGCAAGAACAAGUAAAAUACUACGCUGCUCGAUUCGAAGAAUUCACCGACUCGCUUGCCAAAUCCAACACUGCCAUCAACGGCUUCAGUACGGAGAUGUCGAAAAUGAAGAAGAUCAACGAGCGGCUGGAAAAAGCUGUGGUCGAUUGGAAAUCAAAGCAUCAAUCGGCGCAGAAUCAACUCAUCAUCGCCACUGAGAAAACGCUGACGCAAGGAGAGUCGCUCAAAAAGAAAGAAGACGAGCUCAAGAAGAAAACUAACCAAGUCGAGAAGCUCGAAAAGUUAUGCCGAGCACUACAGGCCCGUCACUUCCAACAAAUCGAAGCAGCUACCGGAAAGUCUCCAAAAUCACCAGAAAAACCUCCUGCCACUACUUCUGAUCCCACUUCUUCCCAAGAAUCACCUGCUCAAUCUUCCGAAUCACCGCCGAAAAACGACGAUCAAGCUCAAUCCUCCACUUAG
This is a messenger RNA of Oikopleura dioica, 1170 nucleotides long. The record is from the annotation of a GenBank genome assembly. Lineage: Eukaryota; Metazoa; Chordata; Appendicularia; Copelata; Oikopleuridae.